Lethenteron reissneri (Far Eastern brook lamprey) is the source of this 3157-nucleotide messenger RNA. RefSeq names its product stomatin-like protein 1. Gene Ontology annotation, cellular component: plasma membrane. The record is from RefSeq and is a predicted model, not a curated record. Lineage: Eukaryota; Metazoa; Chordata; Hyperoartia; Petromyzontiformes; Petromyzontidae.
GAACGGAAGCCAAAGGCGCAGCCCUGCAAGUGCUUCUCGCUCCCGCCGCCACUGCUGGCGCAAGGGCUCCCACGAGUGGCCGCUAAAGAGACCCCCCCCCCCAACCACUGUCUCUGCUGAAGCGCGUUUGACUUGGCCUACUCUUCCUCGCUGGCCAGACAAGGAGGUAGGAGCGCGCACGCCCUGCCCAUCUGUACCGCGCCGUACCCAUCUGCGCUGCGCCGUUGCCCAUCUGUAGCGCUGCCGGGUGCAGGCAGAGAUGAUUUAACUCGGCCUAUGUAGGUCAAUGAGUGUGCCUUUGUCUCCUGGUGGUGGUUGUUGUUGACGGGGCUGCGUACGGAGCUUCAUUGAGACGGGGCCACGUGGCGGCCAGCAGAGGGCGAUGCAGCAGCAGCAAUCAGUGUUGUGCUGCACUUGUAUGGCUCCCGCGCCUUCACCGACGCGCGCAGUGAGCGGUCUGGUGAAGCAUGGCCUGUCAACCCCCUCGCGGACCCGCACUGCGUGGGGAGGCCGUCAUCCAGCAGUGGACUGGCGGUGCUAAGUGUAAACUCACGCAGCGCGUAUAAAUAUAGAGACGGGACGCUGGCAACUGCUGUGGCCUCUCUCUCUCUCCUAUGUGCUGUGAAGAAGGGCCAUGGCCCGAAACGUCUUUUCUUCUUAAGCAGCAGCAGCCACAUCGCCAGAUGGUUGGAAAAUAACAAUUGCUUCCCAUCGGGCGACGACGGCUUGACUUGUCCUGCCUGGGUCUCCUCUCACUGCAGGGACAGGCCACGUGACCCGCGUGUGUGUGUCUAUGCUGAACUUCUUUCGCACCGUACGCAGCCCACACGUGCUAAUCGGAGGUGCGACCCGAGGCGUCAUGGCCGGUGCCAAGUACCAGGCGCUGUCCUUCCAGUCCGUGUUCACCUACAGCAGCCCGGACUCCACCAAGGGCAGCGGCGGCCUCAGCCAGGACGACGACUUCGAUGAGGCCGAGUCCGUCGAGUCAUGGCUGUCGUGGUUCUGCUCGCUGGUCAUCACGUCCCUGACGUUCGUCUUCGUGCUGCUCACCUUCCCGCUGUCCGUGUGGUUCUGCCUCAAGGUUGUGCCGCUGCACGAGCGCAUCGUGGUGUUCCGCCUGGGGAGGCUGCGCGCGCCGCUGGGCCCCGGCGUCACGCUCGUGCUGCCCUGCAUCGACCGCUGGCGCCGCGUGGACACGCGCCCGCGCGCGUUCAACGUUCCUCCUUGUAGGGCGAUGACACGGGACGGCGCGCUGGUGUCGGUGGGCGCCGACGUGCGCGUGCGCGUGCACUGCCCCGUGCUGCUGCUCACCGCGGCGCAGGACGUGAACCGCUCCUCGCGCAGCGCGGCGCACACGGCGCUCGCCUCGCUGCUGCCCCGCCACUCGCUGCACGAGCUGCAGAGCGAGAGCGCCAAGAUGGCCGACGAGCUCGCGCUGGAGGUGACCAAGGUGACGGAGCCGUGGGGCCUGGAGGUGGAGCGCGUGGAGCUGGCGCUGGAGGCCGUGCUGUGCUCGCCGGGCGCGACCGGCCUCUCUGCGCCGCUGCUGCCGCCGUGCGUGCCGGGCCUCACUCCCGAGGCGUGGGGAGCGCUGGCCGGGCCGGUGCAAACCAUCCUGGGCGGCGUGAUGGCAAUGAGCGACCGGCAGGCGGCAGGGCGCGACGCCGGAUGCUCGCUGCAGGCGGCGAGGUCCGCGGUGCAGGAGGGAGGGGAGGGGGGCGACAACGGUGACGACGCGCUGCUGGCGGCCGUCGGGCCCCUCCUGUGCGAGUCGCUGGUGGAGAGGGUGGGCGCCGUCUACCGGUUCGACGUGCAGUGUCGUGACGGCUCCUGCCGGACCUACCACCUGGACCUCAAGACCGGAUCGGGGGCCGUGGGACGAGGGCCCCCCCCCGCGGCGGCCCAGCCUCCCGACGCGGUGCUGGAGAUGACGGAGCACGACCUGGUGGCCGUGAUGAGCGGGCAGCUGCGUCCGCUCACCGCCUACAUGAGCGGGCGACUCCGCAUCAGCGGAGACCUGGGAGCCGCCACGCGCCUCGAGGAGGUGGCCAAGGCGGCCUGCCACCUCUAGCCACCCGGGAACACCCCCAGCUGGGCCACCCCACCCAGGGCCACCCCCACCCAGGGCCACCCCCACCCGGGUGCCAGCCUCAGGUUGGGCCACCCCCACCCAGGCCAUUUCCAGCUGGGGCCACCACCACCUGGGGCCAUGCAGUAGACUCACCUGUAGACACAGUCAGCCGUAGACACUCUCACCUGUAGACACUCUCACGUGACAUCACCGCGCCGCAUGCAAGCCGCUCACCGCCUUGGUUCACGACGGCUCUCGUUCGUUCCCAGGCCCCCCCGUACGCGCUCGUCCGUCUGGUGAGAGUUGCGGAGUCUUCCGCUUGGUUUCGGAUCCGACACGAGAGCUGUUUUGAUUGCAUCUUCCUUGAAUUAUUGUGGUGUAUUUUAUAUUUACGCUAUCGUUAUCGUGCAAAGGCUAUGGUGGUGGCACCUUCUCGCAGACGAGUAGAUUCCGCCAGCAGGGAGGGACAUUGUGAUGUGGGUUUUGCCCAAAUGAAGGUGAACGUAAUCUUCACAAUUCGGCAAAUUUGGACGGCGACGUCGGCACGUGUGGCCUCCCACUCUGUCAUGAAUGACAACGCGGGAUCUUUAACGUCGACUGUGAAGCAGGCAGCGCGUAGCAUUUCCCUUCAAUAAAGCACGCUGCAGUGUUAACCAGGAUGGCCGCUCGCCUCGAACCGCUGCGAUGGAGGUUCGACGGCACCACCGCUGGGCCACGGCCAUCGCCGUCCCGGGUGUUGCGUGUUUAACUCUAUUUAUUUCUCCGUGGGCGGGGGGUUCGUUUGUAAAUUUUUGUUCCGCAGUGGUAAUGUUUGCGUACAUCUGCACUUAAGCGCGUGCGUUACAACUUCAGCAAAGAGCCUUCGCGUGGAGUUUUAAAAAUAUUUGUAUUUAAAGCUCGUCUUUUGAUAUUUUGCUGUGCGAAGUUUAAUGCCGCGUCCCUCGACCGCGAGACUUUGGUCCGACGGCUGUCUUUCUCACCCAGGGCAUCGCGUGCAUCUUGAAAUCAAAAAUGCUCAUGGCAGUGAAAUUAUCUGUUACUGUUUUUUAAAUCAAACGUUCCAUAAAUUAUUCCAUGUCAAAAAUG